CUAAGUGUCUCUUCCAAGUGGAGGAGGUCUCACACACACUGUGCUCUUCUCUGAAGGAGGACCGACACACUGCGUUCUUGACUUUUCACAGGGCACAAGGGAUAAACCAAACGGCGUCAAGAUGUGUGAUAUGGGAGGACUGGAUAAUUUAAUUGCCAAUACGGCUUACCUGCAGGCUAGAAAAAGUUCAGAAUGUGACGCCAAAGAAAUGCAGAAAAGGCGCAAGAGCCUGGCACUCCCUGCCUUGGAAAAGUGUGCGGAAGUGAAGGUGGACAUGGCGAUGGACUUUGAAAGUAUUUGUGUGCAGCAGCCAAUAGGAAAAAAGCUUUUCCGAAAGUUCACCGAGACUGUCCCCAACUACCAGGUGGCCGUUGACUUUCUGGAUGAAUUCACCGAUUGGGAGCUGGCAGAAAGUGCCACCCGCGAUAAACUCCGGCAAAACAUCACUACUAGCUUUUUAACUGCGGACUCGAAGAACUUCAUCUCUUAUGUGAGCCCAGGACUGGCUGAAAAGUGUAAAAAUGUGACAGAAAAAGAAUUUGAGCAAGUCAUGUCCCUGGCCAAAGAGGAGACCAACACUUUCCUGAAAGGCCAGCCCUUCAAGGAUUUCCAGGGCAGCCCCCAAUUUGAUAAAUUCUUGCAGUGGAAAGGCUAUGAACGGCAGCCCAUCACUGAAAAGUAUUUUUAUGAAUUUAGGACUCUGGGCAAAGGAGGGUUCGGAGAGGUCUGUGCAAUUCAAGUGAAGAUUUCAGGACAAAUGUAUGCUUGCAAGAAGCUGGAUAAAAAGAGACUGAAGAAGAAGACUGGGGAAAAGAUGGCCCUUCUGGAAAAACAGAUCCUGGAGAAAGUUAACAGCCCCUUCAUUGUCAAGCUGGCCUAUGCAUAUGAAACUAAAUCCCACCUCUGUUUGGUGAUGAGCCUGAUGAAUGGAGGUGACCUGAAAUAUCACAUUUACAACAUGGGCGAGAGGGGAAUAGAGAUGAAGCGGGCCAUCUACUAUACGGCCCAGAUAACGUGCGGCUUAUUGCAUCUGCAUUCAAUCCAAAUCAUAUACAGAGACAUGAAGCCAGAAAAUGUGCUUUUGGAUGAUAACGGACAGUGCCGGUUAUCGGAUUUGGGGCUCGCAGUACAAGUCAAAGAAGGCAAGGAAAUCAAGCAGAAGGCUGGCACCAAUGGCUACAUGGCACCUGAGAUCCUGAAAGAAGAAAACUAUACCUACUCCGUAGACUGGUUUGCCCUGGGUUGCAGUGUUUAUGAGAUGAUUGCAGGGCGGACCCCUUUCAAAGACUUUAAGGAAAAAGUCAGUAAAGAUGAGGUAAAAAGGAGAACUCUGGAAGAUGAUGUCAAGUUUGAACAUUGCAACUUUGAUGAACCAACCAAGGAAAUCUGCAAACUGCUGCUAGCCAAAAAAGUGGAGGAUCGUCUGGGAAGCAGGGGGCAAAAUGAUGACCCAAGAAAGCACGCCUGGUUUAAAACAAUAAACUUCCAAAGACUUGAGGCUGGUCUCAUCAAGCCACCGUUUGUGCCCGAUCCCUCUGUUGUUUAUGCAAAAGAAAUUGGUGACAUUGCAGAUUUUUCUGAAAUCAGGGGCAUCGAGUUUGAUGAUAAGGAUAAGAAGUUCUUCAAGAAGUUUGCCACUGGUGCUGUCUCCAUCCCCUGGCAGGAAGAGAUCAUUAACAGCGGACUGUUUGAUGAGCUGAGUGACCCCAAUAGGAAGGAAAGCAAAGCUGGGAUAGGUGGAGGUGGGGAGUCAAAAUCAGGUGUGUGCCUGCUCCUAUGA
Polypterus senegalus (gray bichir) is the source of this 1780-nucleotide messenger RNA. Its product is annotated as rhodopsin kinase grk7-a-like. Gene Ontology annotation, biological process: signal transduction; protein phosphorylation; regulation of signal transduction. The transcript is spliced from 4 exons. The coding region runs from base 122 to 1780 and encodes 552 amino acids. Gene Ontology annotation, cellular component: cytoplasm. The record is from RefSeq and is a predicted model, not a curated record. Gene Ontology annotation, molecular function: ATP binding; rhodopsin kinase activity. NCBI's taxonomy places the organism in Eukaryota, Metazoa, Chordata, Cladistia, Polypteriformes, Polypteridae.